AUGUUCUCAAACAAUGAUGAAGCUGUAAUCAACAAAAAACUUCCAAAAGAGCUGCUGCUUCGAAUUUUCUCUUUCCUGGAUGUGGUCACUCUGUGUCGUUGCGCUCAAGUUUCCAGGGCAUGGAAUGUUCUGGCCCUGGAUGGCAGUAACUGGCAGCGAAUUGACCUGUUUGAUUUCCAGAGGGAUAUUGAGGGCCGAGUAGUUGAGAAUAUUUCUAAAAGAUGCGGGGGUUUCUUGCGGAAGCUGAGCCUGCGUGGCUGUCUGGGAGUGGGAGACAACGCGUUAAGGACAUUUGCACAGAACUGCAGAAAUAUUGAAGUAUUGAACCUAAAUGGCUGCACCAAGAUCACAGAUGCCACGUGUACCAGCCUCAGUAAGUUCUGCUCUAAACUCAGGCACCUUGAUUUGGCUUCCUGCACUUCCAUAACCAACCUAUCUCUGAAAGCCCUGAGUGAGGGAUGCCCGCUGCUGGAACAGCUGAAUAUCUCCUGGUGCGACCAAGUGACGAAGGAUGGCAUCCAGGCGCUGGUGAGAGGCUGUGGGGGACUCAGAGCCCUGUUUCUGAAGGGCUGCACGCAGCUUGAGGAUGAAGCUCUGAAAUACAUCGGUGCGCAUUGUCCCGAGCUGGUGACUUUAAACCUCCAAACGUGCUUACAAAUAACAGACGAUGGUCUCAUUACAAUAUGCAGAGGGUGCCACAAGUUACAGUCCUUGUGUGCUUCGGGCUGCUCUAACAUCACAGACGCCAUCCUGAACGCCCUGGGACAGAACUGCCCGAGGCUGCGAAUAUUAGAAGUUGCAAGGUGUUCUCAGCUAACAGACGUGGGCUUCACCACUCUAGCUAGGAACUGCCACGAGCUUGAAAAAAUGGACCUGGAAGAGUGCGUGCAGAUAACAGACAGUACACUAAUCCAGCUUUCCAUACACUGUCCACGGCUUCAGGUUCUGAGCUUGUCCCACUGCGAGCUGAUCACGGACGAUGGCAUUCGUCACUUGGGAAAUGGCGCCUGCGCACACGACCGCUUGGAAGUGAUCGAGCUGGACAACUGCCCCCUGAUCACCGACGCGUCCCUGGAGCACCUGAAAAGCUGCCACAGCUUGGAGAGGAUAGAACUGUACGACUGCCAGCAAAUCACGCGGGCAGGGAUCAAGAGACUCAGGACCCAUUUACCCAACAUUAAAGUCCACGCCUACUUCGCGCCUGUGACUCCACCGCCUUCGGUCGGCGGCAGCAGACAACGCUUCUGCAGAUGCUGCAUCAUCCUAUGA
Molecule: messenger RNA, 1269 nt
Organism: Opisthocomus hoazin
Lineage: Eukaryota; Metazoa; Chordata; Aves; Opisthocomiformes; Opisthocomidae
Source: RefSeq, a predicted model, not a curated record